UUCCACUCGCUCUCUCUCUCUCUCUUCUUUUUGAAGGUGAGGGAUCUAUCAUCUAUAUAUAUAAACAAAAAAACCUUGGCAAAAGUGGAUAGGAGGCUUUUGGGUUUUGGAAUAAACAGUGAUAACCAAAGCUCAGAUCCAUCUCUCUCUCUCUCUCUCUCUCUCUCUCAAAGCCCGCAUUCAAAUUUGUAACUUAAUGGACUCUCUCCCUGAUGCCCUUGUUCAACACAUCUUAUCGCACAUCAACAAUGCCAAGGAUGUGGCAGUUUGCAACUGUGUCUCUAAGCGGUGGAAAGACUCAUUGCCUUAUAUUCGUAGCCUUUACUUUGCGCGAAACUCUUUUGACAAUCUUUUUGGCCAGCAAAAUCCUGACAACCUUGUGUGGAAGAUGAUAUCCUCAAUUGUUAGACUAGAGGAGCUUGUUGUAUAUUGCCCAUUUUCUGGUGUUGGCCUUGCUUCAUGGCUUUCACUUGUAGGCCCAUCCCUCCGGCAUCUUGAGCUCCGAAUGGAUAAUCUUGUUGAAAAUCAGAUCUGUAAUGAGGGCCCCUCAAAAUUGGAUUGCAUUAGCGUUGCAAAGAAUUUGGAAUCACUAAAACUUUGGGGUGUGUUAAUGACCCAUUCCCCCAAGUGGGAUGUCUUCCAAAAUCUCUGGAACCUUGAAAUUGUUGGGGCGAGAUUGGACGAUCCUGCAUUAUCGGCUGCACUUCGAGGAUGUCCUAAUCUGACCAACUUGUUGCUGCUCGGUUGUGAAGGAGUCAGAUUGGUUUCGAUUGAAUUGCCACAUUUGCAGCAGUGUAAGCUGGAUUUUUAUGGCUUGGGUAACUGCCAACUUUCUAUCACAUCCCCCAAAAUUGAAUUCCUUGAGGUGCAAGGUUGUAGUUGGAUUAGAGUUCAUGAGGCAAACUGCUUGAAGAAUCUUUCAAUUGCCAAUAAUGCAGGAAAAGUCUACAGGGUGGAUUUUGGGAAACUUGAGGCUCUCGAGUUCUUGUCCAUUAGGGGAGUCCAGUGGUGUUGGGAUGCAGUAAGCAACAUGCUUAAAUGGGCAAGUGAGGUGAAGCAUCUCUACAUGAAGGUUGAAUUCACUGGGGAUUCUGAGGCCCUUCAACCCUUUCCGGAGAUUGACUUAGUCGAGUUUUUCAACAGCCACCCUAAAUUGCAAAAGUUUGAUAUCCAUGGUGCCAUGUUUGCUGCUCUUUGCCAGAAGAACAGCCUAAAACAUGUGGAUUCAGGAUUUGUAAUUCCAUCUCUGGAGGAGCUUGUGAUCACGGUGAGAUCACCCCUAAAUGCUGAACAGAAAAUGAGCACUCUUGAGUCCUUGUUGAAAUAUGGGAAGAAUUUGAAGUCAAUGGUAAUAAAGAUUCUGCAGAUGAAGAGCAAUCAUAGCAGUGCAGAUGAUUUCUUUGACGAGAUUUGCAGGUUUAGAUACAUGAACCGCAAGAUUGUUCGAAUAGAGUAAAGCUUACAGGGGCAAUUCCUCUCAUUUUUCCCAUUUAAUUUGAAUGACUUGAAAUGAUUCUCUGGUUACAGCUUGACUUGUGAUCUGAUUGAAACUGUACUCAUUCUUUAACGAAUGGGUUCAUAAUACGCAUUGUUUAUUAACUUCCAGCUUUUGGGCUAUGGUUAUGCUGUCUUUCAUCUUCUCAAUUUGAAAUGCAGACUUUUCUUGAGUAGUAAAGGU
Alnus glutinosa is the source of this 1678-nucleotide messenger RNA. RefSeq names its product F-box protein At1g10780. Bases 197 to 1456 code for a protein of 419 amino acids. The record is from RefSeq and is a predicted model, not a curated record. Gene Ontology annotation, molecular function: protein binding. Lineage: Eukaryota; Viridiplantae; Streptophyta; Magnoliopsida; Fagales; Betulaceae. The transcript is spliced from 4 exons.